Metarhizium album ARSEF 1941 is the source of this 609-nucleotide messenger RNA. Its product is annotated as phosphoinositide 3-kinase. The coding region runs from base 1 to 609 and encodes 202 amino acids. NCBI's taxonomy places the organism in Eukaryota, Fungi, Ascomycota, Sordariomycetes, Hypocreales, Clavicipitaceae. The transcript is spliced from 4 exons. The record is from RefSeq and is a predicted model, not a curated record.
AUGAGGUUCGCCAACGUCGUUGUUUUCGGGGCUGCGUUGUCGCCCUUUGCCAGCGCUGCCGACUUCGUGACGGGCAGCCGCGAAUCGGUAGAUACUUUCAAGUAUACUAUCAACAAGUGUACCGACGCGAAGCCAUGUUCUCUGUACUUGGUGAGGCUGGCGACCAUGGAAAGGGUCGCGACUAUUUUUGAAAACCGGGCGGGCACAGAGUUCACGGCCAAGAUACAGAAUGUCCCGUCUGGCACGUAUAUCUUCCAGGCUACCGGGGGCGAAGACGGCAAGACGACGACGACGACGCAGUUCACCGACUUCUUCGGCCACGGCAUCGUCCAACCCUUCUCCUCCUCCGGGACCCGCCAGGGCCUCAUCUGCUUCUGGUUCUACAGGUACGUCGGCUCGCUGGGCAGCUGGAUAUUGACCGCCGCCCCGACGGCCAGCCUGUCGGAUGCUGCAAUCGUCUGUCAGGUCGGCGGACAGUUUGACGAGAAGCUCUGCAGCUGGAACAUCUCGGACUCCAGAAACGUCUUUGAGAAGUUCUGCACCGGGUACGAGGGAAUCGUCGUCGACGAAAACGGCAACAGCGCCGUCGACGACAGCAAGUGCCCCUAG